This is a messenger RNA of Nymphaea colorata (pocket water lily), 1368 nucleotides long. RefSeq lists its product as uncharacterized. The transcript is spliced from 4 exons. The record is from RefSeq and is a predicted model, not a curated record. Lineage: Eukaryota; Viridiplantae; Streptophyta; Magnoliopsida; Nymphaeales; Nymphaeaceae. Bases 22 to 480 code for a protein of 152 amino acids. Gene Ontology annotation, molecular function: protein binding.
UUUGUUCUAGGGGAGGUCACGAUGGCGGCAACUAAGGAGAGGCCGGAAUUCUCGCCGGAGGCGGGAAGGACGGUAGCCGUCAUGUCAGAGUGGAAGGAGGAGAGGAAGGGGGAGGUCCGAAUUGGCUCGAAUGUGGUGGUGGAGGAGAGCAUGACGGACCCUUUGGUGGUGCUGGGACCGGACGUGUUCAGCAUGGUCCUCGACCGUUUGGAUGCACGCAGCGCGGCACGUUCUUUGCUCGUUUCACGCCGGUGGUUCUAUGCAGCCUGCGACGACGCCAUCUGGGUUAAAAAGGUGAAGGAGUUGUGGAUGGAUAAGGCACAUAUCCCUCGUAUGGCAAUGAUGCGUGGGCUCUCUAAGCUGGCUGCUUAUUCCAUCUCCUUUUCAGAUGGGAAACGUAUCUUUGUUGGAAAUUUUAUAACUUUAAAUGUGUUAGGGCGCUCUGUUACCAGAAACAAAAAGGACAAGAGGUUCCUUUGAUUCGUGGCACCAAUGGUGGCAUGAACUUCCUGCAGGACACAUAUUCGUGAGGUGAUGUAUUUACAGAAAGUAAUAUCUUCCAAAUUUGAGAAAUUUUUUUGUUAAAGUGGCUUGGGUGGGGUUUUCACGUCACUUGUGACAAUAAAAUUCUGGAACAGCAAAGUCCCUUGAAACUGGCUUGUCACAUGUAUGAGCUUGUUCUAGAUAUCUACCUCUUUUCAGCUUUUCAGUUUUGAAAGAUGGAAUCUGGUUUCAAGUAAAAUCCUUGGUUUAUGGCGGCAUUUAGAACCAAUUCAGGGGUCGACGCGAGGCUUCCCAUCUUCUGGACUGUUGUCAUUGUUUUCCCGCGGUGUUCUCCCGGUUAUUGUCGUGUUAAGCCAUUUCGAGCAGGUCACCGGUCGUCGAUAGUUGCCUUUUCUUCCCCCUUUUUCCUGCCCGCUUAACAAUUGAUUGGUGGUGUGCCUCUUAACGGUGUCAACCCAGCCAUUUUUCCGUCUUCCUCUCUACUUCCGGGUCUGUUUCUUUGAUAAACUACUGAUAAGAAACGGUAGGGAUGGAAUCUUCAGCUCAGUGAUCGCCGUUCGAAUCUGACCUCACUUGGAAAAGUUGCUCAGGUUCUGUUUUUCUAGUGAAAGUUCUAUUUCCCAAAGAGAAAAAAGAGAGGGUUUUUUUUUUUGGUUGGUUCAUUUUUCUACUGGAAAGCUGGAGUAGUUUUCCUCACCGCUUCUGUCUUCCAAAUUUUCUAUAAGCCUUAGCCAGAACCAAUUUUGAUCCGCGAAGCAUGCCAUCGUCUUGAAAAGAAAAAGGAAAACUGCAUGUUUUCUUGCACAAGGAGGAAGUAUGCCGAUGGUUGGUGGCUUUUAGAUUCUAACUUGUGGACUGUUGGAG